CGCCCAUGUGUUGCUCCAUCUCUCCUACUGACAUUAGUGACACAGGAAGACAGUGACAAACAUGGAGCUCACUGAGACCUUUCUGCUCCUGCUGGCCUUUGUCUCCCCCACAAUUGUAAGUACAACUCCUGCGCCUCCGUCUUGUGGUUCCCCAUUGGUCUCAAGUAGGAUAGUGGGCGGGACUGAUGCCAGAGAGGGGGCGUGGCCCUGGCAGGUCAGUCUGCGCUACAGAGGGUCCCACAUCUGCGGGGGGUCCGUGAUUGGCACUCAGUGGAUUCUGACUGCCGCCCACUGCUUUGGAAAUUCCCAGUCCCCAUCAGACUAUGAAGUUCGGCUGGGCGCCUACCGGUUGGCUGAGACAAGUCCCAAUGAGAUCACAGCCAAGGUGGAUAGAAUUAUCAUGCACCCCCAGUACGAUGAAUUAACUUAUUUUGGAGAUAUUGCCUUAAUCAGACUAACGAGCCCCAUCGAUUACACCGCGUACAUCCUACCUGUCUGCCUGCCUUCAGCAUCUAACAGCUUUACUGACGGAAUGGAAUGCUGGGUAACUGGAUGGGGCAAAACUGCCUUUAAUGUGAAUCUACCAUUUCCUGGCACCCUGCAAGAAGUGAUGACCCCACUCAUUAACAGGACAAGAUGUGACCAAAUGUACCACAUUGACUCCCCGGUCAGUGCCAGUAGUGAGAUAAUUCCGUCAGACCAGAUCUGUUCUGGAUAUUCCGAUGGGGGAAAAGACUCCUGUAAGGGAGACUCAGGGGGGGCCCUUGUCUGUAAAAUACAGAGAGUCUGGUAUCAAAUCGGCAUUGUGAGUUGGGGAGAUGGAUGUGCCAUUGCCAACCGACCUGGAGUUUAUACCCUGGUGCCGGCCUACCAAUCAUGGCUCUCCUCAUACAAUGCAACAGAAAAUACAAUCAACGUAGACAAUUCGGGCACCACAACAGCAGCAACCACCACACGGAGGGCAACCGUGACAACUGCAUCUUCCGCAUCAUCUUCUGCAUCAUCAUCUCCCGCAUCAUCAUCUCCCGCAUCAUCUCCCGCAUCAUCUCCCGCAUCAUCAUCUCCCACAUCAUCAUCUCCCGCAUCAUCAUCUCCCACAUCAUCAUCUCCCGCAUCAUCUCCCGCGUCAUCUUCCUCAACCUUUGUCUCCCCCACAAUUCUAAGUACAACUCCUGCGCCUCCGGCUUGUGGUUCCCCAUUGGUCUCAAGUAGAAUAGUGGGCGGUACUGAUGCCAGAGAGGGGGCGUGGCCCUGGCAGGUCAGUCUGCGCUAUAGAGGGUCCCACAUCUGCGGGGGGUCCGUGAUUGGCACUCAGUGGAUUCUGACUGCCGCCCACUGCUUUGAAAAUUCCCAGUUCCCAUCAGACUAUGAGGUUCGGCUGGGCACCUACCGGUUGGCUCAGACAAGCCCCAAUGAGAUCACAUACACGGUGGAUAGAAUUAUUGUGAACUCCCAGUUUGACAGUUCAACUCUAUUUGGCGACAUUGCCUUAAUCAGACUAACGAGCCCCAUCACCUACACCAAGUACAUCCUACCUGUCUGCCUGCCUUCAACAUCUAACAGCUUUACUGACGGCAUGGAAUGCUGGGUAACUGGAUGGGGAACAAUUUCCUUAUAUGUGAAUCUACCAUAUCCUAAGACCCUACAAGAAGUGAUGACCCCACUCAUUAACAGGACAAGAUGUGACCAAAUGUACCACAUUGACUCCCCGGUCAGUGCCAGUAGUGAGAUAAUUCCGUCAGACCAGAUUUGUUCUGGAUAUUCUGCUGGGGGAAAAGACUCCUGUAAGGGAGACUCCGGAGGACCCCUCGUCUGUAAAUUACAGGGCAUUUGGUAUCAGAUUGGCAUUGUGAGUUGGGGAGAAGGAUGUGCCAUAGCCAAACGACCCGGUGUUUAUACCCUGGUACCUGCUUACUACUCAUGGGUCAUUGCAGAAGAAAAUACAGUUAAUGUAGAUAGUAUUGGCACAACCAAUAGUCUACCCACAACAACCACCACUGGCACCACCACAUCCACCACCACCACCACUGGCACCACCACCACUGGCACCACCACAUCCACCACCACCACCACUGGCACCACCACCACCACCACUGGCACCACCACCACCACACAGGGGUACAAUAGGUCCUCCCCAUCUUCCUUAAAUAAAUCAGUCCACCUGAUUGGUGCCUGUUCCUUUUUAUUAAUCUGGCUCAUUGUGGUGGCUGAGGGCCAAUGAAAGUUUGGGAUUUCUUAUCGUCGUAGCCACUCCUACCUGGAACAUAAAGAAUAUCUCAAGUCUAGAUCCAAGAUGGCGGCACCUCCGCUGUUUUCUGGAGCACAUAUUUGUAUCCAGUCUUAUAGACAUGAUUGUGCUUUCUGUGUAAUUUAAUAAACUGAUUUAUUUACCUUGA
Messenger RNA from Xenopus tropicalis (tropical clawed frog), 2396 nucleotides. It is a transcript of the gene prss36, whose product is annotated as serine protease 36. Bases 62 to 2221 code for a protein of 719 amino acids. Gene Ontology annotation, biological process: proteolysis. The record is from RefSeq and is marked provisional. The transcript has 9 exons. Gene Ontology annotation, molecular function: hydrolase activity; peptidase activity; serine-type endopeptidase activity. Lineage: Eukaryota; Metazoa; Chordata; Amphibia; Anura; Pipidae.